UUAACCUAUGAAUUUUGUAAUCGUGAAAAAAUGUCUUGCGGGAAUUUUAUAUUAAAAAAUAGUUUAAACUAUUACUUAAAAUCAUCAUGCCCACUAUUAUUAACAUCCAGAUAUGGGCAUACACUUCGUGGUAAACCACCAGGUGUUGCCAGAACCCUUGAACAAAGAUUACAAGAUGAGAAUCCAAUUGAUCCAGAAGUUGUAGAACAAAUUAAUAUCGGAUUCCCAAAACUGAAACGAUCACGUUCAAUUGAAAUGAAGGAACGUCUUGCACACUUAAAAAGCCAAAGAACCAGUCCACAGUUGGAGAAAACAGCUCGAAGGAACGACUUGACUAUCGACCUGGAUAAGGUCUAUAAUGAAUACAAAAACACAACAGGUCAACACGAUCUAAGGAGAAUAGCAGAUCACUACAAUAUAUUUAAGGAUCUAUUUGGUGAUGCUUACUUUGUUCCAAGAGUGGCUUUGGAUAUCAAGUAUGAAGCUAGUGGUGACACAUUUGUCCCAGUUUACAAUGGCAACAUUGUAAAACCGUUAGAAGCUGCAAAGCAACCUCUUGUGAGUUUUGAUGGAGUAUCUGAUCCCAUAACAGGAGAGAAAUCCAGUAAAGAUUCUUACUGGACCUUAAUUGCCACGAAUCCUGAUGGUCAUUUUACUAAGAGUGACUCCGAGUAUGUUCAUUGGUUUGUUUCCAACAUUCCCAAUGGAGAUAUAGCAAAAGGCGAAACUUUAGUCGAAUACAUGCAACCAAUUCCACCAAAAGGAAUCGGAUUCCAACGCUACAUAUUUGUUCUAUACAAACAGAACUCAAAAUUAGACUUCAGUGGAUACAAAGUUAACAAAAGCGACGAUCUAGAACUACGUACAUUCAAAACUUUAGAUUUCUACAAGAAGUACCAAGAUGACAUAACACCAGCUGGACUUGCCUUCUUCCAAAGUGAUUGGGACACGGGAAUUACAGAUUUCUAUCACAAUGUUCUCAACUUAAAAGAACCAAUUUUCGAAUAUGAGUUCCCGAAGCCAUAUCUGCAGGACCAGAAAUGGUUCCCAUUGAAGCAACCAUUCAACUUGUACAUGGAUAAACACCGAGACAUCAAACAGGUGAACAAAGAAUAUUUGGAGAAGAAACUUGCAAAAACACAUCCGUUCGAGGGCAAAGAAGCACCAUUGAAAUUCCCCAAUGCGCAUCCAAUAAGGAAUGUACCAUCGUGGCUGAGAACAGAAAUAAGGAAGGAACGAUUGAGCUUGGGUAGAAUAAAUGAUUACAAAUAAAUUUUGUUUGAUUGUUAACUGAAGUAAAUAAACUUGUUUAUAAAAUCAA
Messenger RNA from Eupeodes corollae, 1321 nucleotides. It is a transcript of the gene mRpL38, whose product is annotated as 39S ribosomal protein L38, mitochondrial. Gene Ontology annotation, cellular component: mitochondrial large ribosomal subunit. The coding region runs from base 31 to 1272 and encodes 413 amino acids. The record is from RefSeq and is a predicted model, not a curated record. The transcript has 7 exons. NCBI's taxonomy places the organism in Eukaryota, Metazoa, Arthropoda, Insecta, Diptera, Syrphidae.